CCGCCCUCUCGCGGGCGGCGUCGCCUCAGUCACCCCGGCGCGCCUCGCCCAAUCAGGAGCGAGCACGAGGCGGAGGCGGCGGCGGCGACGGCUCGGGCGAAGGGACAAACUUGGCGAGCUCGGAUUCGGCCUUCGCUUCCCUCCAGAGGGACCAGGCAUGGCUGCGGGGGCUCUUUGCGCCCGGCGCUGCCUGGGCAGGAUCAGGACCCCUCCGUGGGCCGUUUGGAAGGCCAGGAUGAGCCAGGAUCGGGCCGAGCCGCCCAAGGGAGUCUCCCCCAGCAGCGAGAAGGAAUCCAGGCGGUUCCCAAAGAUCUACACGAAAACCGGAGAUAAAGGGUUUUCCAGCACCUUCACUGGUGAGAGGAGAGCGAAGGAUGACGAGAUUUUCCAGGCCCUGGGGACGCUGGACGAACUGAACUCAGCCGUAGGAUUAUGUGCAGAGUUUGGGGAGGAGAGUGGCCACACUUUCAUGGAGGAACUUCACAGGGUCCAGUGUGUUCUGCAAGAUGCCGGUGCUAACGUGGCAACGCCCGUCUCCUCCGCCAGGGAAUCUCACUUAAGACGGACGACGUUCAGCGAGCAGCCCGUUCUGGAGCUUGAAGCCUGGAUUGACAGAUACACGGACCAGCUCCCUCCCCUCCGAGCUUUCAUUUUGCCCUCUGGGGGCAAAAGCAGUGCCACGCUUCACCUGACCCGAGCCAUCUGUCGCAGAGCCGAAAGAUGUGUUGUCCCGUUGGUGAAAGCAGGAGAAGCAGAUGCGAAUGUGGCCAAAUAUUUGAACAGAUUAAGCGACUACCUCUUCGUCCUGGCCCGUCACGCGGCCCACAAAGAAGGGAAGAAAGAGAUGAUCUACGUGAGGCCAGACGUGUAAGAAGGGACGCCCUGGAAGGCCAAAAGCGGUACGGAGCUACGGGGCACACCUUCGACCAUCGUGGGAGGUCUUCGGGGAGGGGACCAUGCGAAGCGUUCAGCUUCAGGGGCUCAGCCCCUUUCCCUGUAACUCCACCUUAAUUAAAAGAACCCCGAACAAUUGACAUUGAGGGCUAAAACAGACAAGAUGGAACAGUUUGCCGUUAGAAGCAGAGCUGGCUUGAACAGGAAAAGGCAUAGGAUUAACCCGCCUCUUUCAUAGUUUGUACACGUCAGUAAGUUGGGUUUGCUUCUGUUUGCCGCCGGGCUGUGGCUAACUGUUUGCGUGUUGAUCCGGUGCACAUGGCGCCUAGGCAUCUCUCAUGUGUAACCUUCCUGACCCUGAU
This is a messenger RNA of Pogona vitticeps (central bearded dragon), 1256 nucleotides long. It is a transcript of the gene MMAB, whose product is annotated as metabolism of cobalamin associated B. NCBI's taxonomy places the organism in Eukaryota, Metazoa, Chordata, Lepidosauria, Squamata, Agamidae. Gene Ontology annotation, molecular function: corrinoid adenosyltransferase activity. The record is from RefSeq and is a predicted model, not a curated record.